UGCCAAUUAGUAGUACGAAUAGACACUCUUCUUCUCUGUGUUUACUCUCCACUUCACGUCUGGCCCUGGGGCAUUAAUCCGUCUUGGUCUUCCUUGUCCAUUUCGGCUUACGAGAAGCUGGGGGAAAUACAUUGAUACGACACGAAUCACCUCAACCGCCAGACUGCCAUCCCAUGUUCCUCAGCACUUAACAGACUCAGUGUCCCGCCAAUGGUUCGCCAAAGACACAAGACUCACCUCCAAUCCAAGACACAGACGCCAACUGGUCUUUCCGAAACUACAUCUCCGACUGCAAGUAACCAGUGUUUCGACAACUCCGGGAUCAAUAAGAUGAGCUGGGCUACCCAGAACAAGUGGAUCAUCCUCGCCAUUGCGAGUGGUGCCUGCGCUGCAUUCAACGGCGUCUUUGCUAAGCUGACAACCACGGAACUCACCACAUCUAUCUCACGGAGUCUCUCCACGUUCCUCCACUUAUCAAGCGUUGAAGGAGCCUUUGAAGUCGUUCUCCGAGGAGCUUUCUUCGGUCUUAAUCUGCUUUUCAACGGCGUCAUGUGGACCUUAUUCACCCAAGCACUGGCCAAGGGAAGCUCCACCACUCAGGUCUCUAUCAUCAACACAUCCUCCAACUUCGUCCUCACUGCUUUCCUCGGGCUAGUCAUCUUCUCCGAAUCCCUUCCCCCACUGUGGUGGCUGGGGGCCACGCUCCUCGUCGCCGGCAACGUCAUCGUCGGCCGGAAGGACGAGACGGGGGAUUCCGAGACUAAUGCUGACGGCGCUGCUAACUUAUACGACCCCGUACCGCAGCAGAGGCCUGAUUUGUUCAAUGAUGAAGAUGAUGAUGAUGAUGUCCGUGGUGGAGCCAAGCCGGCUCGCCAGGGCGUCGAUGAGGACAUCAUCGAUUUGGGGGAUUUGACUGGGCCCGAGACUAGCAAUGGAGAUGGCGCGGAGAGGAGGUGACAGACCAUAUCUGUUGUGGAUGCACCGACUUUGGACAUAGAAAUUAUAGCCCACGAGGCUUCUGUGGCAGAUAACUGACAACACUAGAUACGGAGUAAUUAUAGUAUAUAUGUGUGGCUUAGACCAAUUUCCUAGGCAGUCCAGACAUGGAUGAGCAAAACAGCUGUUCUGAUUUGCUCCUCGUCUAUGUUGGUCGUUUACAACGAUCAGAAAUCUCCC
Messenger RNA from Sodiomyces alkalinus F11, 1176 nucleotides. RefSeq lists its product as hypothetical. Lineage: Eukaryota; Fungi; Ascomycota; Sordariomycetes; Glomerellales; Plectosphaerellaceae. The record is from RefSeq and is a predicted model, not a curated record. The transcript has 3 exons. The coding region runs from base 211 to 957 and encodes 248 amino acids.